Molecule: messenger RNA, 504 nt
Organism: Penicillium roqueforti
Lineage: Eukaryota; Fungi; Ascomycota; Eurotiomycetes; Eurotiales; Aspergillaceae
Exons: 2
Coding region: 1-504 (167 amino acids)
Source: RefSeq, a predicted model, not a curated record
AUGUCCCUCAAGCGGAAAGCCUCCUUCAUAGCUCUCCCGACCAGUCCGUCAGCUCCAGCCCCUAGUGAAUGGGGCAUGGUGAUCGAUGGGAGCCCACAUCUCCACAGUCGAACGCGAAAACGCUUCAGAGACGAUCGUCCUAGUGACCAAGUGAUUUAUCAAAACACACUACGAUGGAUCUUCUCCGCCCAAAAGCAGCAGGAGUCUACACAGGCUACCGAUAUGGAUACAAUGGACUUAGAGCCAACCCCCGAAACACCAGAAGUCCUCGACCCCCGACAGCAAACAUUACACCGAUUCUUCCAACCAAAACCUCAGCCAUCAUCGGCUUUCCGACCAUCCCGUCAAGCACUUGCACCUCGUGCCAAUGAGACUGCGCAGGCCCAUGAAGAUCUCCUGCGUCGCCAGGCGUUUAAUCAAAUAAUCUCGGGAGACAGCCCGAGCGAGAGCAAUAGUCCUGGAUCCAAUCAGGAGAGUGUUGAUGUGGACAUGGAUAUGGACUGA